AUGGCGCCAAUACAGUUUUCAGGUGAGGGGGUUGAUCGCGCGCAAGUGCUUCAGCGGCUCGAUGAGCUCUACAAAAGCGGAUUUGUUGGCAAAGAUGAGUUUGAGCGUGCAGCCGCAAAGAUUUUGCAUGCCAGCAUUGAAGGAGAUAUCGCUUUUACCCCGAAGGAGUACGAUCCAAGCGUUACGAUCCCGCGUAUACUUGUCUAUCUCCGGGAUAAUGACGCAGACCGCGAUGUUAACUGGAACGUGAGCUUCCCACUAAUACAGGGGUACAUUGCGGAGGCCACUCACCAGAUGACAACCGGUGGUCUUGGAUACAGUAACCCUAAGCUGCGCGCUGCCUUCGAGGAUGCGCAUGUUAUGGUCAGGACUCACCUGACUGCAGAGAAGCGUGCCCGUGAAAUGACGCAAUGGACUGAUGAUAUCAUGCGAGGCCAAACCACGCAAGAACGUCUCCUGACUUAUACGAAUGCAUUUCCACUCCCCGAUCCUGACCGCGCGAAGUACAAACAUUGGCCAGUGAAGCCUAUGCCGCGUCUUGGCGAUCUCUCCCCGGUCUGGUCUACGUCACUCAAGAUUCUUGACCCAACGGACGAGAUACCAUGCCUCGCUGAGGUAGAUAACUAUGUUGAGAGCGAGGAAAAUUAUUUCCGGGACGCUAUGAAACGGGUCAAAACCGGCAACAAUAUACAUGUUCAUUGGCGGAAAGAAAACAAGUUUGCUACCGAAAACAGGGCGUAUGAAAAAUACAUGAGAUGCGGCCCAGAAGACCUUCGCAAGUACCCGCCUCCGUACGACAACAAAACUAUAGGUCCAAAAGAAUCUAGUAACCCAGACGGAACGAAGGGCCAAUCAUUUUAUCAUAGACGUGGAUGGCAAAGAGCCGCACUUCAGCAAUGUCUGAAUCUGUUUACGAGCUACGAGAACCGUGCCAUUAAUACCCCGUGGCGUCGACCCAUCUUGCCAUAUGGGCCACCAGCGGCUUUACCCAGUGAUACAGCCUAUGCACCACGGGUGGUCAAUCCUGAGGAUGCAGAUGAAAAGUGGAAGGAUCCGUUUUCAUGGCUUCAUUGGUCUACUCAGUAUUCUCAGAUCGUCGAUUUUCUGGCAGAUUGUCAGCGCCAACGAUACAGAACUGUUGCCUGGAAGGACUUCUCAGCCUCCGCAUUGCCUAAUAACUUCCGUGGGCCACACAUUUACACAGGCUUGGCUGUUCAUGAUCAACACUGGUUGAAGAUUGGCCAACACCUUGAGAAUCUCGAAAUCUUGCUUCAUGCUGCGUGGGGGGCAGCGCCUCGCCCCUUACUGAGAGCUAUAUUACGUGAUAUCGAUGCCGGGAGACGUGAGAAUACUGGAGGCCCUAAUAUGGACAAUAGUCGCCUGUUACCAGUCAAUGACAGUGACGAGUUGCAAGAUAGAAAGCGCUAUUGGCGUCGGGAUAUUAAACGCCGGACCGGAAUCGACAGACACGUAGACAACACCGAGGAUGAUAACUACAAGCUGGUAUCAGACCAUGAGAUUGAAUGGUUGAGGUAUUUGGCGGAGCCUUCGCGAACGCUAGAAAUGUGUGACCCAGCAAAGCUACCACCACACAACCUUGCCGUUGUGUUUGAUGUAAAGCUUCAAUCAUUCUUCCAGGACCUAGAGCUUUCGGGAGGUCUAAACUACACAGAACUUUCACUUUGGGCAGAAAAUCGCCAUGAUAUUGACGAAGUCGUGCGCACCUACAACCCACCUACACUCAGUACGGCGCUAGCAUAUAUAAAUGGCUCUUUGGAAUCAGAAUUGAUUUUCAGCGGAGACAUGGACCCUAAUCCGGAGCAUCCUAACGCUUGCUACCAAUUUUCUGUGGAAGAAGCAGAGUUUUGUUGUAUUGAGUUGCAACAGCUUGGUAGAUGCAUAUAUAUACCAAGGAGAGGCGAGGAGCCUGCGAGGGUCGGCCGACCGAAUUAUAACGUACACCCCGAAGAUCGUGUUACAUGGCGCUACCAAAAUUCCUAUCACUUCCGCGAGAGCAAUGAAGAACAGGUGGAAGACAUGGUGCUCCAUUACCAGCAAUCAUACGGCAGCUGGGCUUUGUGCAAUGGGGAUAGACCUAGGUUCGCUCGUGAGCUAGAAUUCAUGCUAGAUCAUGCAGGGUUCGACUUCACGCCCGAGUUACAGCGUGUAGAAACACAAAAGCAGCCUACAACGACCAUAGCCGCUGCAAAAAGACGGGAGUUCAUACAUAAAUAUAUCGUACCAGAGGGGUUGUUCUCUAUCGGAGACGCAUCGCCCGACGACAUUGAAUAUGAACGAGACUUUCCUUAUCGAGCCGAUAUAGCCCCCUGGGAAGCAGUUGGUGCUCACCUUACGAAGUACCACGAGUAUGUCAAACAACAGCGGUUGAAUGAACACUACUAUUAUUCGGGUGAACCAUAUUUCCCGCAAACACCGGAGAGGACUGCACAGUUCUUCAGAAAUCUAGCUUAUCGCAUGGGCCGGACGAUGAGAUACGUGGAUCAGAUCAAGGAGAGAUUACAAGUUCUGGAAAAGCCGUCGAACACGGAACCAGCAAAGGCGUCUCUAGAGCUCUCUGCAGAGCUCAUAAAGCCCCGCCCCAUCAAAAGCAUGAAAUCGAAUACCGCUACAAGCUUCCCAGUAAUUGAGAAAUUGUGGCAGCCAAUAUCUACUAAGACCUACGACCUUGCUAUCGAAAAAUGGACCUUGGCUAUAGCAGCAGGCUCGGGUGAGGUGGCUCUCAUACCUCCAGACAUCAAGGACGUCCUAGCAAAGGCAGACCCUAAUUCAUCGUCUCAGAAUCCGCUCAAAGGCAACCAGGACCCCUUCACUAUCAUCCGGGAGGGUAUCAUAGAUGACUGUUUCCGGAACCGGCCCACUAUGUACCCAGGUCGGAUAGGCGGGUGCGUGGACAAAAAGAACAAAGAAUAUCAAGGCUAUGGAAGACCUGACCUCUUUGUGUGGGCAACAAAGGACCAAAGACGGUACCAGGCUCAGCACACACGCCGUUACUUCUUUAACAUGCAACGAUGGCCAUCCUCUCGCAUUCUUCCACACAGACUCGAGGCCAUCCGCGAACGUAAAGACGAAACACUUCGGGUAAAUCCAUCAGACCCUGACCAAGCCUAUGGUAUCUUGACCAACCGACUACCCAUCGGAAGGGAAAAGCCAUUGUAUGCACACCCCAUAAUAGACCAUCAUCACGGCCCCAGCCCAGACGACUGGCGCGCAUUUGGUGACUACUCUGAGAUGGAUUUCCGUAGCCCUACUCCGCCUACGCAACAUACUCGACCUCCUCAAUCUCCUGAAACUUCAGUAGAUCGUCUCUUCGUCAACGGCAAGGUAGUUAGCCUUAGUUCAGCUAGUAGCCAUAGUAGUGACAGUGACGGCGACGACGGGGUUGCCCAGCAGAACAAACCUACUAGCAGCGGGAUCAACAACAACAACGAUAACAAUGUCAUUAGCAUCAACACCGUCACAAUCGACGAUGACCCCGUCAACAUCAAUCCCUUCGAGGCCAACCUCUUUCAGGCGACUACUAGUGGCAGCUAUACCACCACCAGCAACAUGCCGUCAACAGAAACGAUGCCUAAACUGUGGGACACGUCAAAGAUUGGGACAAUAGGGGGGCCAGCAAGGAGGACAACAGGGAGGACAAUAGGGGGAACAACAGGGGGGACAUCAGGGGGGGCAUCAGGGGGGACAACAAAAGGAACAACAGGAGGAACAACAGGAGGGGCAACAGGAGGGGCAACAGGAGGGACAUCAGGGGGGACAUCAGGGGGGACGAAGCCGCCAAGGAGGGACCGACCCUUCAGGGGUCUCGUUCCCUACAGACGAAGCGAUGAGAGGUUCGCGCCUGGGCCAGCCAUCUUUCCCAUGGGUGAUACCUUGUUGCAGAAGGUAAUGAUCAGCGAGGAGCUUAACAGCGCAAUGUACCCGUCACAGCCUUUUUACAAGGAGCCAUUACUAGGUCUCCCAAAGCUACUGAAGCAUCUUGCUUCUGGUGCGCCUAAACGACUAGUGCCAUUGGUGCCCCCAGUCGCGAGGUCAGUUAUUCCUCGGAGCAACCCACGGAAGCGGAAGAUGCCUAUCGAGUUCUUGAACGGCCCAGCAACCAAGAAAUUUCGCAGUGAUGCUUCCGCCCCCUUGCAACGAGGUGGAAACGGUGGCCAGUUCGCGGCGGGUACAAUGGAAAUUAAGGAGGAGACUGUGCCCGCUGUCAAGACCGAACCGGGCAUUACAACAGACCCAUUCGAGUACACUACGGAAACCAAGACCCCAAUGCCAUCCGCUACGGAAAUCCAGACUCCAAUGAAUUAUACGAACGUGGCAACAUCUCUUCCUUCAUUGCCUUUAUUUUCUAAACCUUCCCGAAUGACAGCAAAGAGCAUACUCGCGGCGAAGUUCCCUGAUGGUCUCCUGACAUCAGUCGUCGCUCUAAGCGACAUGUAUCUGGGUGCUCUGGUAGCCCUGGAAUUCAGCAUCAAUCAUCAGCUUCAGGAGUAUGGGCUCCAAACAAGCGUGCAGGAGCUUAAGGAGGAGAUCACUACCGAGAGAUGCAAGGCUCUUAAGCCGUACAUAGGCUCGUCGAAGAACUUCCCUGUACAGGCCGUCGGUCUACUGCUAGAAGGCCUGGGCGAGAAGUACGGCUUGAAGCUGCAACUAGGUACCGUCCAAGGAGUGGGACCAAACGUCAAGAAGAUGCAUGAUACAAUAGGCAAGCCAGGAAUUACGUCAAACAGUAUCAUCCCCUUGAAGACUCGCCUAGUGGGAUCCAAAUACAACACGGAUGAGGAUAGGAUUGUCCUUUGGAUCGGUCUCGAUACGUUUGAGCAGCUCAAAUUCCUCCAUGAGAAUCCUUAUAGCGGAUAUAAAUACAAUACUUACAGGGGAGUAGGGUCCGUUAAAGCACAGCCAAAGGAGACAAACGCUUGA
Xylaria bambusicola is the source of this 4938-nucleotide messenger RNA. RefSeq lists its product as uncharacterized. NCBI's taxonomy places the organism in Eukaryota, Fungi, Ascomycota, Sordariomycetes, Xylariales, Xylariaceae. The coding region runs from base 1 to 4938 and encodes 1645 amino acids. The record is from RefSeq and is a predicted model, not a curated record. The transcript has 3 exons.